UCGACGCCAUUGAAGCUGUCAAGUGAACUUGCACUAUUGUUUUUUCUCGGGAUUUUCCUCCUUUAAAUCCAAAGUUUCUACUCAAUAGUGCUUCUAAUCUCUAGCUGAAUUGUCCAAAUAGUGAUUAACACUGAAAUUCCGCAAAAGAACAUUGUAAAUCCAAAGAAAAACCUCAAGUACCUCCAACCUAACCUCACUUUCACUCAUCAGUAAAUUUAUUCCCGGAAAAAGAGUCCCAGAACGUUCUUUUAAAAAGAAAAGAGAAUCAUGGAUGACUUUGGAGAAGUCCAGAAAAAUUCUCUAAAGAAGCAAAAGUUCACUGAAAGUAGCGUCUGUCCUGGAGCUUCUACUUCAAAGGGAGGUCUUUCAUCCCUCAAAGAAUUCACAGCAAUCCUUGAGAAACAAAUCGAACGAGAGGAACUUCAGAAAGCAGGUCUUACGCCUCAAGAACAAGAUCUCUACUUUGAAUUCCGGGAAAAUCCGCAGCUUAAGAAAGAGACCCAAUCCUUCCGGGACAAGCUUUGCGUGAUAAAUGAAAAGAUCAUGGAUUAUUUCAAGGACGAUUCCCAAGGAACAAAAUUCAGACGACCAAUUGAUGAUAUUGCUAAAAUUGAGAUGGAGCUAUUGGAUGAUCUUUCGGAUGUUCCCAGCCUCAAGAAACGCAGGAAAUUGAUGUUGAAGGAAGAGAAGAAACUGGAGAAAAUCCUCAGAACACCAUUUAGUUCAGAAGUGAGGCCAGAUGUUGGUAAGAAGUCAUCGAAAUCAAAAUGGGAUCAACGUUGAGAGCGCUUGGAUUUAUUCAUCUGCGUGGAAUUCGGCAGAGACUUUUCUCCGUGGACUUCCUUGUACUGCUCCACAAAGCACUCGGCAGGUCUGUUCAGGAGCUGCAAAUGGAAGCAGGAAUGGUAAGUAAAAUUUUACAUUACGCAAGAUUUUUGUCUCCGUGAGAUUACCGUUGAAACGUAAUCCAGGAUUUCCUUCUUGGAGAGUUCAAGAGUACUCCUUGGGCCCCAGGAAUAAUAAACUCUGAAAGUUAGAAAGA
Molecule: messenger RNA, 1042 nt
Organism: Phlebotomus papatasi
Lineage: Eukaryota; Metazoa; Arthropoda; Insecta; Diptera; Psychodidae
Gene: Coq7
Product: 5-demethoxyubiquinone hydroxylase, mitochondrial
Exons: 3
Coding region: 268-783 (171 amino acids)
Biological process (GO): determination of adult lifespan; regulation of reactive oxygen species metabolic process; regulation of gene expression
Cellular component (GO): mitochondrial inner membrane; nucleus
Molecular function (GO): 3-demethoxyubiquinol 3-hydroxylase activity
Source: RefSeq, a predicted model, not a curated record